AUGGCUUCUAUACAAUAUAAUCACAAUCUCACAAGCCUCUACAACGACACGAAAAGAAAGGCCGCCAUAAAUGUAGAUAAGCAGGAGCCGAGUCCUGCUUCCGCGAGACUCCAGCGCAAGCUUCACGCGCAAACCGAUCGCCUAAUAGCCUGGGGUCUGGAAUGGGCUGAAGAGACGAACGACAGCAUCGACGAAUCCAUCGAGCGAGCUGGUCUGACCGAAAAUGUAACCAACAUCCUAGGAAACAUCAAGGAGAUCCUCGAACAAGCCGAUAGACUCUCAUCACACAAUCCUGCAUCUGACAAGGUCGUCUUCAACCAAGACAAAUACGAAGAUCUGUUACGCGACUUGACUUCGUCUGUUGAUGUCCUCUAUGACCUUUCAGCCACCCGCAGAGCAAUCGCCCGAGGCACGUAUCCAAACUUGAGCGACCACCCCCAUGACAUCGCCAAACAUGGCCUCCGUAUGCCAAAGGUUUCGUUCGAUGCCGCCAGCUUCGCUUCUUCGGAAAAGACUCUGGUCAACACGCAGUUCACACGGCCCACUCUAUCACCCUACGCCGGACUACCAGCAAGCAUUAAUCCUCAGGCUUUAAUGCUACCAGCAGAAGGUCCUCCUCCUUACGAAUACUUGGGCGUUCCAUCUACAGCUAGAAUGAUGGGUCGCUUGAGCAAAUCCUUGGCCCCCGAAAGCGUUCGAAAUGUGUUUAGGGAUGUCACAGAUGAGUAUGUCUGGGUCAUGGUCGAGUUUGAGAAUUACGACCCGCUAUAUCGUGACACUGGCGUUUCUCCACCACUUACGCGAGUAGAGAAGCUGGCUUCCUCUCUGAAUAUGUUGUCCAACAGGGGAAACCUCAGGCUGCUUGGCUAUGUGGAAGACCCUCAGCAACCUCGCGUAGGACUGGUCUACGACUAUCGCACCGUUCAACCGCACCAAUCCCCAGAAAUUCGCCCAGUCACUCUUAUGGGCCUCAUAUUGACCGCGACACAAGCCAAAAGAGCAGUGGAUGUCUCGAACGCUACUCCGUUCCUGGAAGACCGAUUUCGUAUAGCACUACGUCUUGUGGAAAAACUAAGGGACUUGCAUGCCGAAAACUACUUUCACGGGAAUAUACACAGCGAGAGUAUCGUGUUCCUGCAAGAGGGUCAAUCCCCGCAACCACGACAGAGCGAGUUGCAUCGGCCUGUCAUUUCAGCAUUCGACAUGUUCUCUAGAAACAGAAUUGAGUAUGGAGAUUCAUCGCCAAUUUCCAACAUCACAAAACAUCCAGAAGACAAGGGAGGCGAGAUCGAUGACGUCACAGCCAUUAGGUAUGACCUUUAUCAAAUCGGUCUCGUUCUUCUGGAAAUUGGUCUCUGGAAUCCUGUGAACGACUAUUUCAAGGAAAAGUACACGCUGAAGGAUUUCAAGCUCAGAUUGGAGAAGCUUUACAUACCAAAGCUUGCAAGCAAAUGCGGAUCACUCUAUAUGCGCGCAGUGCAGACUUGUUUGCGAUGGGCUGAUAAUGACGACGUCGGACAUGUUGGCGUUGAGGCCGUGUACGACUCGAUUCUUGUCAAGCUUCAGCGCUGUGUAUUGCUGGACGAGACGGAACCCUUGGAGAUAACUCAGAUUCCGGCUGCAUUCUUGCAAGCUCAAAGCAGCCUGGAAGGUCUGCAGGCAGCGAAGAAAAAACGUCGUAACAUCUCACCUGGAGAUCACGUUACCGACUCUCCCGAUCUCAAAGCUGCUGAGAGGGCUUCUAUUGCAUCCUACCCAUCUGCCAUCUCGAGUUCCGUUGGACCUCGUUCGCCUAUCCUCUCGAUGCUGAGUGCCAAGUCGAAUCGGUCCAACUCCAAAAGCGCGGAUUCUAUCAAGCCCAUCUCGCAAUCCGCGACCCAAGCCUCGACUCCUACUCCAGCUGCUGCUCUCGAUCGUUCUCUUCCUACUGCCAGUAUACAACCAAAGUCUGGCGCUGAUCCAUUCCCUUUCUCGUUUCGCGACUACCGCCGUAAAGUCAUGCUCAUCCAGUCACGAUGGCGUGCGAGAAAAGCUGAGACACGCCGUAAUGUCCAUGAAGAAGCUCCACCUCAACAAUUGCAGACCGAUCAUCGACCGGUUGCUCCAAUAGGCAAAUGUCGCCUGUUCCCACUUUCCCUUCCACAGCCCAUUGUGGAUGAGUGGCACUCAGAUAUCGGAUUCCGUCUUUCUUGCAUAAUUGAGCGAGCACUAAAGGGCUCUACCGAGUCCUCAAGCAUCGACCUCGUCAGUGUUGGGCAUGAUGCUUUUACCGCAAAGCCUACUAUCGUUGUGACUUGCACGAAUACAGCAAGAGUCAAAGCCGCACUCAAACGCAAGUUCCACUAUGAUCGGACGAUGUUCGACCUCAAGGUCCGACAAGGCUGUGUGUCCUUGUCAAGAGGCAAAACAAGGAUCUGUGGCAAAGGUGACAUUGUCAAGCGAAGUCAUGCAAGAGGCGAUGGAAACGAAAGUAACAUAACCGCAAUGAACCCUUUCUGGCAGGAGCGUCCUCUUUGUGGUGCAUCCAUCGGUGCAUAUCUGCCUGAUCACGGCCACCUUGAACCAUGUUCACUUGGUGGUAUAAUUAAAGUCGACGAAAAAGAAUAUGGCAUGAGCGUACACCAUAUGCUCGAGCCUCCGACCGACGAAGAAGACUCAAGUGACGACUCGGGUUCGGACAUGGACGAACAGGCCAACCAAGGUGCUCAUCGUUCAAGUGCAAGAGCCCCAGAGCCAACCUUGCCGCGUCUUGUGACAAAUUUAAGCAAUGAUCACGGAUAUAUGAGUGACCUCUCGUCAGUCUCAAGCGUGGACUCUGACGACGAUGGUUACGAAUCGUCAGACUUUGAGAGCGAUGUCUCUGAAGCCGAAGAUGCGGGCGACAGACCCGGCAUCGCAGCAUCGUCUUCCAAGACUGUACAAGUGACCCAACCAGCCUUUGGCGACGCUGUAGCCGAAGACCUCCACGCCGACGACGCGACUACCGAAGAGCUGGAUGAGGAUCAUUUAUCCUCUUACAAAUUAGGCAAAGUCUACGCUUCCUCUGGACUCCGUCGCUGGAAUGAAGGAGGCAAACGCUACGAGAUCGACUGGGCUCUCCUGGAACUUGAUCCUCCUCGGCUUCAACCCUAUAACUUGAUCCAAGGCGGUCGUCGGCAUUGCAAAUCACCGGUAUCCUUCGUACCCGAGCUCAAAAAUCCGGUCUGUAGACGCAACAGUCUCUAUACAGCGGAAGAAGACUGGUAUCCAACUGAAAUCAUUCCGGCCUCCAAUCUUGCGAACCUGGAAGUGCACUGUUUGGGCCGGACAUCGGGUCUCAAGACUGGCAUCAUCAGCGCAGCACAGUCUUUUGUGAAGAUCAAAGGACGCAGGAACUUCUCCCUCAGCUGGACGGUAAUUGGAGAUUUUGGUGUUGGUGGAGACUCGGGUGCGUGGAUAGUUUCCAACACCACUGGUCAAGUCGCUGGCCAUGUGCUCGCUGAACGUACAGGCUUGACAUAUAUCUGCGCCAUGCACCUCUUAUUCGACGACAUACGACAGACGCUUAGGGCUUGCAGCAUCAGUCUUCCCGGCGCUACUGUAAUGAUUGAUGGAAUGCACCAGCUGGAUGCAAGCGCAGAACAGGGGAUCGUGUAUACGACGUUACCGACAAGAGAAAAGACAGGCUACGCCGGAGCAGAUGAUACUGACGGAAGAAGAAGGUUCUACGAAUCUUCCGCAUCACGGGCGAGGCAGAAUAGAGUUGGCGAAAAGACAGCGGGCAAGAUGCCGAAUGCGAGAACGACGGGUUGGUGGUCACAAAGCGUUUCAAAUUGA
Messenger RNA from Aureobasidium vineae, 3816 nucleotides. Lineage: Eukaryota; Fungi; Ascomycota; Dothideomycetes; Dothideales; Saccotheciaceae. The record is from the annotation of a GenBank genome assembly.